AUGGCUGAACAAACUCGCUCUAAAGGCGUGUCGUUGACGUGGUUGGCUGCACUGCCUGUUAUCCUCGCUGCUGUCUUGACGGCGUAUCCUGAUGUAUUUCGAUCAUCUUCUGGGCCUGAGCCUGUGCCAUCUGUAACUAUCAAGCAAGGGACGAUAAUCGGAAAAUGGGUUGAUGAUGGAACAUUUCCGCAGCCGCUGGAGGGGUUCAUGGGAAUUCCAUAUGCAAUCCCCCCAGUGGGUGAGCGACGAUUUCGACCAGCUGAGCCUGUGGCUGCCAGUAAUGAGACGAUCGAGGCUUACUAUCUUGGACCCAGAUGUCCUGGCGUACAACUCGUUCCCUUCCUCAAAGAUCCCAUUCUCGGACCUGAUUAUGAAUCAGAAGAUUGCCUCACCAUCAAUGUCUGGCGCAAGAAGGGCCAUUCUCCCAGCAAGGGAAAGCUACCUGUUGCUGUCCUUAUCCCAGGAGGAGCGUUUAAUCGUGGUGCUGCACGAAUGCACAACUCGCAUACCAUGCUUGCUUUCUCAGAGGAGCCUUACAUCGCUGUCAGCAUGCAAUACCGCAUUGGUGUGUUUGGCGGGUUGAAUACAGAGUUGACUGCGAAGGAGGGAGUGUUGAACCUUGGACUGAAGGAUAUGUAUGUGGCCCUUGAAUGGGUUCAAGAGAACAUUGGAGCAUUUGGAGGUGACCCUGAUGAUGUUACUAUCAUGGGGUUAAGCGCUGCAGCUCACGGUAUUGGGCACCUCAUCAUGGACAUCAACCAGCCUAAAAAGCUCUUCCAUAAAGCCAUCAUGGAUUCUGGAGCUCAUACAGCUCGUGCAGUCCAUCCUCCAGAUGCAGCCCUCAACAGCCAGCACUUCCGCGAGCUCCUCGAUCUAACGCCCUGCUCACAUUUCAAGAAUCUCAAAGAUCCAAAGAUUUUAACUUGUCUUCGCGGUCUACCCUCCGAGACAGUAGACAAUGCAGGUAAAGAGGUGUUUGCUCGCUCAGAUCCUUCUAUCCGCUGGGCAUGGCAGCCCGUGAUCGACGGGGAUGUUAUUUCUCGACGACCGCUAGAGGCCUGGAAGUCUGGCAAGUUCAACAGAGUUCCUAUUUUGACCGGCUCAGCAGCUAAUGAGGGCGCAUACUAUGUUCCUCAAGCUGCUUAUAAGCCUCAAGACUUCACCAAUUUCUUCCGCAGCCUUUUGCCGCAUCUUACAACCUCGGAAGUUGCAGAGCUUGAGAAGCUGUAUCCUGAUCCAUCCACCAACCCAGAUUCGCCUCACCUUGACACACGUAACAUCCCAGGAGUAGGAUCUCAAUACCGAAGACUUGAGACUGCUUAUGGCCACUACGCGUAUACAUGCCCAGUGCGACAAACUGUCAUCUGGGCAACUUUCCACGACUCUCCUCAACCUGCAUAUCUAUACCACUGGGCACUUAACAAAACCGCUCUGUUUGGCGCGAACCACGGCGACCAGAUGCGUUACCAAACAUUCAACAAGGAAGUCCGCGAGAUUUCUCCAGCGCAGAAAGAAGUAUCCGGGCAGUUCCACGCGUACUGCACUAGCUUCAUCACAAAAGGAGAUCCAAAUGCCAUCAAGGGGGGAUUCUCACAUCGCCCGCAGUGGACAUCUUUUGAGAAUGGUAAAGGGAAGACGAUGCUGCUAGGGAGGGGAAAUGAUGAGAGAGCUGGGGGAACAGGGGUUGGAAAGCCGGCGGAGUUGCUUGACUUUACAUGGGGGGAUGAGCAGUGUGAAUUUUGGUGGAGGGUGUCCUCCAAGUGGGAGGACUAA
Molecule: messenger RNA, 1773 nt
Organism: Fusarium sp. VM40
Lineage: Eukaryota; Fungi; Ascomycota; Sordariomycetes; Hypocreales; Nectriaceae
Source: the annotation of a GenBank genome assembly